This is a messenger RNA of Hirundo rustica (Barn swallow), 834 nucleotides long. It is a transcript of the gene VGLL1, whose product is annotated as vestigial like family member 1. Gene Ontology annotation, biological process: regulation of transcription by RNA polymerase II. The transcript is spliced from 5 exons. Lineage: Eukaryota; Metazoa; Chordata; Aves; Passeriformes; Hirundinidae. Gene Ontology annotation, cellular component: nucleus. The record is from RefSeq and is a predicted model, not a curated record.
AUGGGUGCCGCCAUCUUGGAGGCGGGCCCUUCCGGGACUACUGCAGAUGUAGAUCCAGUCUCCUCCAAGGGGGGGUGGCACUUAAGGGACUGUUGGUCAUUGAAAGUGGAAGAAACAAGGAACCUUUCCCCAAAGCCAAGUAAAAGCAAAGAACCUGUGAAAACGGAAUGGGGAUCUCAGAGCAUGGUGUUCACCUAUUUCCAAGGGGACAUUAACAGCAUGGUAGAUGAACAUUUUUCUAGAGCUCUCAGCAAUGCCAAGAGCCCCCAAGACCUGAGCACAAAGCACAGGGGUGAGACUGUUGUCCUGAAAAAUGACAGCAUGUCUCCCCAUCAGUGGAAUUUCUCUUCACGUUGCUACAAACCAUAUCCAUCAUCUUCUUCAACAAGCAUGGCAAAUUCUGCUUUGAAUUUUUCUGCUGCUGGUGUGGUAGGCUAGUGCCAGCCAUCAUCUCUGUGUAGUCAUCCAGCUCAACCUGCAGAUUUAUGGCCCUUCCCUCCAACUGGGACUCCCAGUGUCACCAAUUCAGUGUAUCCUCACACCCUCCCUGACCUGUAUGCAGCCAAUGAGCUGAUCUCUAACAGGAAAUACAGUUCUCUUCUUGACCUUCUGCAACAGGAAAGGUGCUUAACAUCCAUGCAAGAAUGCACCAUGAAGCAACACUCAAGUUCUGCUGGUAUGACUGGACCUGCGAGGUUACAAAAUAUGAGUCAAAGUUCAGUUCCUGGGGGAGAGAGGAAAGCAAGCUCUUACCAAGGCUCAGAAAAUUCCAGUGUAAGCCAUGCCACUACAGGUAUUCAGAUUCAUUACAGAAGAUGAGAUUUGUACUUCUAG